UUGGGUUGGCUUGGUGCAAGCAUAAUUCCAGCAAAAAUUUUAAUACAAAAACUAUGGCUAAAAAACCUUAAUUGGAAUGAUAAAAUAGAUGAAGAUUUAGAGAAAGAGUGGUUAAUAUUGAGAAAAAGUUUUAAACAAAUAAAAAACGUGGAAAUUCCCAGAUGGAUUGACACAGAAUGUGAAGACAGCAAAAACGUAACCCUUCAUGGUUUUUGUGAUGCUUCAAAUAAAGCCUAUUGCGCAGUAGUAUAUUGCAGAAUAGCAAAUAAUAAAGGAGAAAUUAAAACGAAUAUUAUUGCCUCGAGAACACGAGUCGCCCCUGUAAAACCACUUUCAUUACCUAGGCUUGAGCUUUGUGGGGCAGUUAUUUUGGCAAGGUUGUUAACACACAUAAGAGAAGCUAUGAGAUUAUCACCUACCAAAGUGUUUGCUUGGACGGAUUCGUCGGUUGUACUCUCAUGGUUGUUCGGAGAUCCGAACCGUUGGAAACCGUUCGUUAGUAACAGAGUAGUUGAAAUAUUAGACAAUCUUUGCAAUACUCAAUGGUUUCAUGUAAAAACGAAUGAUAAUCCAGCAGAUAUUGGAUCAAGAGGAAUGAAUUUACAACAACUUAUUCAAUUUAAACAGUGGUGGGAAGGACCUGCUUGGCUGAAGGAGAAAAACAUAGAAUACUCAAGACCAAAUUUGAUACCGACUGAUAUAGAAAGAAUAAAAAAUAUUCAGGUGAAUUUAAAAACAGAAACAAAGAAACAGAGAAUUAAAUUAGAAAAUUUUGAUUCACUACAAGAACUCUUAAAAGUUGUAGUUUAUUGUUCAAGAUUUAUUAAUAGUAAGAAACAACCUGACGAAAUAAGAAAGAAUAUUACAACUGAAGAAUAUGAAAAUGCUUUAUUAAAAUGUGUAAGAAUUGUUCAGAAAAGAGAAUACGAAGAAGAUAUAAAAAAUAUACGAAUGAAAGUAAGAGUAAAAAAAGGAAGUAGUUUGAAAUCAUUAAACCCUUUUCUUGAUACUCCAAAUAUACUUAGGGUGGGCGGAAGACUUCAAAGAUCGGAAUUAACACAAGAACAAAAACAUCCAAUCAUACUGAGCUCAAGCAAUCAUUUGACUUCUUUGUUAAUAGCAGAUGCACACAAGAAAACCUUACACGGUGGUAUUCAACUCAUGCUCUGCUAUCUUAGGAAUAGAUUCUGGAUCAUUCGAGCUAAGAAUGCGAUUAAAUUUUAUAUACGAAAUUGUAUAGUAUGUGCAAGACAAAGGGCUACCAUAAGGACUCAAAUCAUGGGUGAACUUCCAAAGGCACGAGUGACUCCAGCCCGACCGUUUCUCCACAGCGGAGUGGACUUUGCUGGUCCAUUGCAAGUUUUGCAUUCUAAGGGGAGAGGCGCCAAGACAAGCAAAGCAUACAUCGCCAUUUUUGUAUGCAUGGUCACUAAAGCCAUACAUUUAGAAUUAGUCGGAGACCUCACCGCUGAAUCUUUCAUAGGAGCCUUUCAUAGAUUUGUUGCUAGAAGAGGCAAAUGUUCGCAUAUAUGGAGUGAUCAGGGAAGGAAUUUCGUAGGAGCAAAUAAAGAUUUAGCAGACGCCUGGAAGCAGGCACGUUUAGAAAUCCCUGGCUAUCUGAUAGACACAUUAGCUCUCGACGGAACUCAGUGGCAUUUCAUACCUCCUCAUAGCCCCAACUUCGGUGGCUUGUGGGAAGCCGGUGUAAAAUCUACGAAAUACCACCUUAGAAGAAUUAUGACGAGAAACUUAACACAAGAAGAAAUGACGACAGUGUUAUGUCAGAUAGAGGCAUGCCUUAACUCCCGCCCUUUGGUACCUAUCGACACUGAAGACGUAGACGUCAUAGACCCAUUAACACCGGGUCACUUUUUAAUUGGUGAAGCUCCCAUAUUGCCACCAAGUCCAGACUUACGUGACAUCAACGCAAGUAAACUCACACGAUGGCAAUUUACUCAGAAAAUAGUAAGAGAUUUCUGGCAACGUUGGCAUACAGAAUAUUUGUCACGCCUCCAAGAAAGGACAAAAUGGAUAAAACGUGAGUCAGAGUAUGAAAUAGGUGAUAUAGUUCUCCUCAAAGAUGACAACUUGCCACCAGGGAAGUGGCUACUCGGUCGGAUUAUGGAGAAGUACCCAGGACCGGAUGGUAUAGCCCGAGUAUAUGGUGUUAAAUGUGGCACGAAUAUAUUAAAACGCUCAAUUUCCAAAUUGUGUGCUUUGCCCAUUGAAUCUAAAUAA
Parnassius mnemosyne (clouded apollo) is the source of this 2238-nucleotide messenger RNA. Lineage: Eukaryota; Metazoa; Arthropoda; Insecta; Lepidoptera; Papilionidae. The record is from the annotation of a GenBank genome assembly.